GACUCGGAAAGUUAGCCCUCUAUAUAUUUGUGAUUGUGUAGGCUACAUAUAACAUUUGUAGACAAGACCAAGUGGCCACCAUAGCGAUCUCGCCGCUGGAAGACCUCAGCUUCCAAAAUCUUCAGUUACCUGACUAUCACUUGAAGACUGCCAUGUUAUCUGCUGCUCUAGAGAUCCCCCCCAGACGGGGUUCCAUUCGGUACCGCCGGGGCAUGAUUGCUUUCGCCGUCUUGCUCUUUCUGUCAGUGACCGUUACAUACGCGCACAGCACAACAGUAGAGCAUGACCUCCACAUCGUCCAUAAUGUGGACAACAGAAGUCCAGAAAUUGACCCUUUUUGGUAUGUGGGACGUGGGGUUAGACCAAUCGGACGUUUUGGUAAACGUGUAACAGACAGUGGGAAUGUUGGUGGACUACGUCCAGUGCUGAGUUCCUUGGAGCUUUUGCUCACCGCUCUCAGAGAAAAGGAAGACCUUCACCACACCCUAGCUCAAGAAGAACCGGAGUGGUUACAACACCCCUACUGAAAAGUUUUAAAAUUGAAUUUCCCAGUUAUGUACAAUGUUUUUUUUUUCCUCUCUAGGCUAAAUAUUUAAAUUUUAAGCUUUAUAAGUAGGAUAGAAAAUGAGAAAAUAUUGUUAAAUAAAUAGAUUGUCAUUUA
Messenger RNA from Alosa sapidissima (American shad), 661 nucleotides. It is a transcript of the gene prlh2, whose product is annotated as prolactin releasing hormone 2. Gene Ontology annotation, molecular function: hormone activity. Lineage: Eukaryota; Metazoa; Chordata; Actinopteri; Clupeiformes; Clupeidae. The transcript has 3 exons. The record is from RefSeq and is a predicted model, not a curated record. Bases 153 to 527 code for a protein of 124 amino acids.